Drosophila bipectinata is the source of this 1466-nucleotide messenger RNA. The record is from RefSeq and is a predicted model, not a curated record. NCBI's taxonomy places the organism in Eukaryota, Metazoa, Arthropoda, Insecta, Diptera, Drosophilidae.
UCCAAGUUAUGGCAAAGCCACUGCAUCUUCUGAGUUUCAUAUUCAUCCUUGGAUGUUCUUGUGCUCUGUCCAAUCAGGAUAAAAGUCAAGAAACCUGGAUAAACGUGGAACGCUAUCUGUUGCGGAAUCUAAAGGAAUAUGCGGAAAAAUUGAGGGAAAAAAUAAGCGUUAUAAAUAGCUCCGUAAACGAAUACCUAGAAGAGAUCGAAGAGGCCAAAGAAGAUCCCGAGUUGUACCUUGCCAAUCCCCUAAACUCCUUUCGUUUAAUCCGCCACAUGCACCAGGACUGGGUCUCUUGGCAGAUAUAUAUGGAGAAGACAGUGGGCGAAGAGGAGGCGGCCAAUAUAGAGCGGGUCCUCGAUAAACUUCCCCAUGAGUGGGACCUUCAAAGAGCGGCAGAGGAUGUCAGGAUUGUGACCAAGUUCUAUAACUAUGAGCCUGCUGAAUUGGUAGCUCAGGACGAAAGGAAUAGUCCCAUUCAUCUAUCGCCCUUGGAUUGUUACCAUUUGGGAUUAGAGCGGUACAAAGAGCAGGAUUAUAAGGUGGCAGCCAAGUGGAUAGGAGCGGCUGCCAAGAACUUUUCACAGUCGGAAUACAGUGACCUUUACGCCCAAAUAGGAGCACCACGUUGGAAAAUGUAUCGCGAUUAUGCCAGGGCCCUGGACAAACUCAAUCGCAGGGAAAAGUAUCAAGCCUACGAGGUAGCUACGAAAUUGAGUCCUCAUAACGUUCACCUCAUGCAGGAAAUAGGUGAAAUGGAGCUGCUUACUUUAAGGGAUCCCUUAGACCCCAUUUCCGAUGAUGUAGAUCGUCCAACCGACGUGCAGGAAAUGUGCCGUGGCAAAAAAACUUCCAACGAGAAUAGGAUGCGCUUAGAGGAGGUUAUCAGUGACCCUUACACCAUAAUGUACCCGCACAGUGUCUACGAAUCGGAGAUCGAACAUAUGGUAAAUGUAUAUUCGAAGUGUCCACCCAAUGCUUUAUUUCAGCUGGAAGAAGGGGUUGCGGUUUGCUCGGUUUCGAAUGGUUAUAGUUCGGUGACAAAAGGUCUCAGAGAGAGGGUGCUGGACAUGACAGGAUAUAACAGGGACUCUGACAACUUUUACAUAGUAGCCUACGACACACUGCAACCCAUGGAAAUAUUUAAAAAAUUCCGCGCCUAUUCUCAGUUUUCCGACGUGAGAUUCACAAAGAUCGAAGCCACGGCCAUAAUAUUUCUUAAUGAUAUUCCUUUGGGUGGAGCUCUUAUCUUUCCUGACUACAAGCUUGAUGUGUUUGUACAACCCAAGAAAGGAAAUGUUUUGGCCUUUGAUGAAAAAAAACUUAGGACCACAAUUUGUCCUAAUAUUGCUGGCCAUGGUCUUGUAAUGGUCAAGUUCCUGUACCAGGAAGAGUAAACAUUUUUGAAACUUUAUGGAUUCACAAAAAGGUGUGUGUUUUUUUAAGGGAGCAUUGUAUCACACUUU